AUGUCAACUGAAGCCUCAUCAUCAUCAUCAUCAUCACCAACCACUUCUAUCUUCUUCUUCAUCAACAUCAUCUUUGUUCUAGCUUCAUUAACAAGAGCUCAGAAUAACAACACUACUCAACCAAUUACAGAUACCUCUGAAGUGAAAGCUUUGAAUUUGAUAUUUGAGAAAUGGAACAUAAAGGGUAACACAAAACAAUGGAAUAUAAGUGGGAAUCCAUGCAGUGGGGCAGCCAUAGAUGACUCUGAUUUAGACGAUGUCGCUUACAACCCUUUUAUCAAAUGUGACUGUUCUUUCAACAAUGCCUCCCUUUGCCACAUUACUAAACUGAAAGUUUAUGCAAUGGAGAAUAGUGUUGUUGGUCCAAUUCCAGAAGAGCUUUGGACUUUGACUUACCUCAACAAUCUAAAUUUGGGUCAAAAUUACUUGAGUGGCACACUUUCUCCAUCCAUUGGCAAUCUCACUCGCAUGCAAUACUUGAAUUUUGGUAUUAAUGAACUUUCAGGGAAAAUACCAAAGGAAUUGGGACAACUUACUGAGUUAAUAAGCUUGUCUUUUUCGUCAAACAACUUCUUUGGUCCUCUGCCUUCUGAGUUGGGCAAUUUAACAAAAUUAGAACAACUUUACAUGAGCAGUUCUGGUGUUAGUGGUGAGAUUCCUUCAUCUUUUUCCAAACUAAAGAAUCUCAAAACCUUGUGGGCAUUAGACAAUGAAUUCACAGGAAAAAUACCCGAUUUCAUAGGAAGUUGGACAAAGCUUGCAGUAUUGAGGCUGCAAGGAAACUCUUUUGAAGGUCCCAUACCAUCGACAUUUUCGAAUCUGACUUCUCUUUCAGAGCUGCGUGUAAGUGAUUUGUCUAAUGGGAGUUCUUCUCUUAAAUUUAUUAAGGGCUUGAAGUCACUGAGUAUAUUGGUACUUAGGAAUAAUAAUAUUUCUGAUUCAAUUCCACCAAAUAUUGGAGAAUACCAAAACUUGACUCAGUUGGAUUUGAGUUUCAACAACUUAGUUGGACAGAUUCCAGACUCUCUUUUCAACUUGAGUUCACUCUCAAUGCUGUUUCUUGGGAACAACAAAAUAAAUGGUACUUUGCCUAAACAAAAAGUUCAUUCUCUUCUCAAUGUAGAUGUGUCUUUCAACAAUUUAGUGGGGACUUUUCCUUCUUGGGUCAAUAAACCAAAUCUACACAUCAACUUAGUUGGGAACAACUUCACAAUUGAAAGCUCAAACAACAGUGGUAUUCUUUCAGGAUUGAAGUGCCUUCAACGAAACUUUCCCUGCAAUCAUGACCGUCCAAUCUAUUAUAGCUUUGGGAUCAACUGUGGUGGGCCUCAGAUUAAAUCUUCUGACAAUAUUUUGUAUGAGACGGAUAACGAAACUCUUGGUCCGGCGAGUUACUUUGUCACCAAAACCAAUAGAUGGGCAGUCAGCAAUGUUGGAUACUUCAAUGGGAUUAACAAUGCUCAAUAUACAACAAACUCAUUGUCUCAAUUUACAAGGACUUUAGACACAGAGCUAUUCCAGACAUCAAGGCUUUCUGCUUCAUCAUUGAGGUAUUAUGGCUUGGGACUUGAAAAUGGCAACUACACAGUCAAACUCCUCUUUUCUGAGACAGCUAUUCUAGAUCCUCCUUCAUGGAAAAGUCUUGGGAGACGUGUUUUCGAUAUCUAUAUCCAGGGAAGUCUUGUUUUGAAAAAUUUUGAUAUCAGAAAAGAGGCAGGCCAUGUCUCUUUUGGCGCUGUAGAGAAAGUAUUCACAACUCAAGUAUCAGAAAACUACCUUGAAGUUCAUCUAUUUUGGGCUGGGAAAGGGACUUGUUGCAUACCAAAGCAAGGCACUUAUGGCCCUUCUAUUUCAGCCAUCAGUGCUACUGCAGAUUUUGAUCCUACUGUUAGUAACAAGCCUCCAAGCAGUAAAAAGAACAGGACUGGUCUGAUUGUGGGGAUUCUUGUUGGUGUUGUCAUUUUAAGCUCUCUGAUGAUUUUCAUGGUCUCCUAUACUUUUCAGAGAAGAAAGAAGUCUCAAAUGAUUGACAGUGAUGAUUUCUUGGGAAUGGAUGUUAGACCUUUCACUUUCAGUUAUGCUGAACUAAAGAUGGCGACAAACAAUUUCGAUUCUGCUAAUAAGUUAGGAGAGGGUGGAUUUGGACCUGUCUAUAAGGGAUCACUUGAUGAUGGAAGAGUGAUAGCUGUGAAGCAAUUGUCUAUGACUUCUCAUCAAGGAAAGAGCCAGUUUGUGGCGGAAAUUGCCACGAUAUCUGCUGUCCAACACCGAAACUUGAUCAAAUUGCAUGGAUGUUGUAUUGAGGGAGGCAAACAACUUCUUGUUUACGAGUAUCUGGAAAACAAGAGUCUUGAUCAAGCACUUUUUGGGAACAAUAGCUUGAAGCUAGAUUGGUCAACACGUUUCGACAUUUGUUUAGGCAUAGCAAAAGGUCUAGCUUAUCUUCAUGAAGAGUCACGGCUAAGAAUCGUCCACAGAGAUGUGAAGGCAAGCAACAUUCUGCUAGACUCUAAUCUGAAUCCUAAAAUAUCAGAUUUUGGUUUGGCCAAGCUUUAUGAUGACAAUAAGACUCACAUUAGUACUCAUGUUGCUGGAACAAUUGGCUAUCUUGCACCAGAAUAUGCCAUGCGCGGACAUCUUACAGAGAAAGCCGAUGUGUUUGCUUUUGGUGUUGUGGCGCUAGAGACUAUCAGUGGCAGGCCAAACUCUGCUCCUAAUUUGGAAGAAGAACAAAUAUAUCUUCUUGGAUGGGCUUGGAACUUACAAGAACAAAACAAUGAAGCUGAUCUUGUGGAUUCAGAGUUAUCCGAAUUCGAUGAAGAUGAAGUGAGAAGACUCAUAAGAGUAGCUCUUUUAUGCACUCAAACAUCACCAACAUCAAGGCCAUCAAUGUCUAGAGUUGUGGCAAUGCUUUCAGGAGAUAUUGAAGUAAGCACUGAAAUCUCAAGGCCUGGUUACUUGGCUGACUGGAGUUUGGAUAUUCUAAGCAGCAUAUUAAGUGAUGUUGCAACUAUAGGAACUGAUUCUACCUACUAUGAUUCGCCUGCUAGUACGAGCAUGGUGGGGGAUGCAUUACCAUCGCCUGCCAAAGGCGCCACUCGUCCAAUUCUUCAAAGCUGCAAGUCCAAGAUUUCCUGAAAAAAAUGAAGAAGUGAAUUAUGAUUUUCAAGAGUUAUGCUCAGCCUUAUUUGACA
Humulus lupulus (European hop) is the source of this 3194-nucleotide messenger RNA. RefSeq names its product probable LRR receptor-like serine/threonine-protein kinase At1g56140. Gene Ontology annotation, molecular function: protein binding; ATP binding; protein kinase activity. Gene Ontology annotation, biological process: protein phosphorylation. The coding region runs from base 1 to 3138 and encodes 1045 amino acids. The record is from RefSeq and is a predicted model, not a curated record. The transcript is spliced from 24 exons. NCBI's taxonomy places the organism in Eukaryota, Viridiplantae, Streptophyta, Magnoliopsida, Rosales, Cannabaceae.